UGUUUUUGUUAUAUUAAAAACAUACUUUUUAAAAAUGCCGAAAAACAAAGGUAAAGGGGGUAAAAAUAGGAGGCGUGGAAAGAAUGUAAAGGAACAAGAAAAACGAGAAUUGGUUUUUAAAGAGGAUGGCCAAGAGUAUGCCCAGGUGGUUAAAAUGCUCGGCAACGGCCGUCUUGAAGCCUUAUGUUUUGAUGGUGUUACUCGUUUAACUCAUAUUCGUGGAAAAAUGAGGAAAAAAAUCUGGAUUACUCUCGGCGAUAUUAUUUUAGUGGGUUUACGAGAAUUUCAGGAUGAAAAGGCUGAUGUUAUACUAAAAUACAACGUGGAAGAAGCUCGCAAUCUGAGAGCCUACGGGGAAAUUCCUGCAGACACUAGAGUUAACGAAGCUGAUUAUGAAGGUGACGAUGAGGAAAUUAUGUUUACAGUUGAAGAUGAUGUAUAAUUAUAAUUCCUUUCUUUCCGGUAUUAUACGUAAUUCUUACCUCCCCGUACGUAUGAAAAAGUUACAGUUAGGAAUAAAUCUACC
Molecule: messenger RNA, 526 nt
Organism: Zophobas morio
Lineage: Eukaryota; Metazoa; Arthropoda; Insecta; Coleoptera; Tenebrionidae
Product: eukaryotic translation initiation factor 1A, Y-chromosomal-like
Exons: 4
Coding region: 35-442 (135 amino acids)
Biological process (GO): translational initiation
Cellular component (GO): cytoplasm
Molecular function (GO): translation initiation factor activity; RNA binding
Source: RefSeq, a predicted model, not a curated record